AUGCAAAACGAUAGACAAUCGCAACAGAAAUACCAUAGACAUGCUCAGUCGCCUUCCCGCGAGCCCUCCAGCGUGCGCACGCGGUCUGGUGCGAGCGUUCGAGUGGCCCAUCGCCGCUCCCCGUCUGAGCUAACUCCUCUCGUGCAAGAAAAGCUCGCUCUCCAGCAACAAAUCGAAAUGCUACAAGCCCAGCAGCAACAAAUGCUCGCCCAACAGCAAUACGGAAUGAUGCCCGUCUAUCCAUCAAUGCCUCCUCCUGGUAUGAUCCCAGCGUAUCCUUAUUUUCCGCAACAUCAAAUGCCUCCUGCGCCCAACCCCGGUCCGGCUAAUUCCGCGUCGCCACCCCCGUCAGCUGGUGGCCACCAACGCCAGCGUUCUGGCCAUCAACGCCGCCAUUCCUUGCACGUGAGCGAGGCAAGACGAGCGGCUCAUGUCGAGCAGCAGCGCCGUGAUGGCCCGUCAUCGUCUCCAAGCCCAAGUGCUUCUCCACACGGUGCAGACAACAACAGGUCGCCUCGUCGCAUCGGCUCUCCUGGCCCAGCAGCAACUCCUCAUUUCGAAGACAACCUGCAUCCUCCUCCCCAGUCUCCACUGCGUCAGAGCCAUCACAUUAGAGCGGCUUCAACAGGAUCCAACGCCUCCCCCACUCGAAAUCAAUUCACCUUCCCACCCAAGAAUAACGUUAGCAGUGGUGCUCCUCCGUCAGGUGGCAACAGCUCCAAUAAUAAUAGCCGACACGGCCGUUCAAAUUCGACACACCGCCGUAACAACUCGCGUAACUUUGAAGGAAACUGGCGCCAGCCUCAGAACCAGGAUAACCUGGUUGGUCCCUCGAUCCCUCAGAUGGACUUCUUAGCCCCGCCUGCCUUUGUCCCUGGACACAGAACCCGUGGCUCGUUCAACUCUGUGUCCUCGAUUGCUGCUUUUACUGAAGGCAAUACCGGUGGAAAUGGUGGUAGUCUCAGCGGACGUAAAUCGCUUUUCGCUCCCUACCUAUCACAAGCCUCUAUUCCCCAGCUGUUGGCCGAUGGCUUGCUUGUUGCCGGAACUUUACGUGUGAAUCGUAAAAACCGGUCAGAUGCCUUUGUAACCACUGAUGUUCUGGAUGCUGAUAUCUUCAUUUGUGGCUCGAAAGACCGCAACCGUGCUCUCGAAGGAGAUCUGGUCGCUGUUGAGUUGCUUGAUGUCAAUGACGUUUGGGAGUCCAAGAAGGAAAAAGAAGAAAAGAAGCGCCGCCGCGACGCUAACGAAGAUACUCUAUUGGUUGAAACAGCGAAUGGUGAGCUCCGUCGCAAGGGCUCUUUGAAACAGAGACCGACCCAUAAACGCAAUGACGAUAUGGAGGUCGAGGGCCAAACUCUUCUCCUCAAAGAGGAAGAGCAGGUCAGCGACCAGGCACGUCCCCUUUAUGCAGGCCAUGUUGUCGCCAUCCUUGAGAGGCCCACAGGCCAACUGUUCAGUGGUACGCUCGGAUUGCUGCGCCCAUCUUCCCAGGCCACCAAGGAGCGCCAGCAACAGGAGCGCGCUGAGAAGGGUGAACCGCCGCUUGUUGAACCUCCGACCAAAGAUAGACCCAAAAUUGUAUGGUUCAAGCCUACUGAUAAAUGUGUGCCUUUGAUGGCGAUUCCAACAGAGCAAGCACCAGAUGAUUUUGUCGAGAAUCAUCAGCAUUAUGCGGACAAGAUAUUUGUUGCUGCGAUCAAACGUUGGCCUAUUACCUCAUUGCAUCCCUUUGGCACACUGGUCGAACAAUUAGGAGCUAGUGAUGAUGAUGAUGCUGUUGUAACUUCUGUGCUACGUGACAACAACUUUGGUUCCCACAAGUUCAGCGAGACUGCCCUUUCUUACACUGAUGGACUUGCUAAUGAUCUUGCGGACUUCGAUUCGAACUAUAAAGAGCAGCGUCUCGCGUACAAGGAUGCUGUUAUCAUCUCCCCUGUUCCCUCACUGUGUGAAAAUUCCUUUUCUAUUAGCAAGGAAAAUGGCAAAACACACCUCGCUGUGCAUGUUGUGGAUCUGUCUCCGUUUGUGAGUGAAGGGUCCCCUCUUGAUCGUGAGCUCAGACAUAAAUCUGCUGGUGUCUACAUGAAGCAGCUCACUUCUCCUCUCAUGCCUGAUGAGCCGGCAGGCAAACUAGGCUACCAGGUUGGUCGUGCAACACCCUCCAUCACAGUCCAAUUUUCGCUCAACGAUGAGUUCGAGGUCGUAGACACAAAGGUGGAGACUACUCUUGUUACCCCAAAUGCAAGCGUCAAACUGUCGGAUCUGGAGAAGCAUGAGCUAUUCGCUGAUUUGGAAAAGAUUACCCGUGUAUUCCGCAGUUCUCGCCAGAGCGCUGGUUUGAGUCUAGACAGCAUGCUGAAGGUACAGGUUCCUUGUGGGCCCGGUCUGUUUACCACGGCUGACGCUAGCUCCCUGGCAUAUGACGAGAUGUGCUACAAAGUAAAUGCAACAAUUGCUCAGAAGCUCUUAUCCAGCUACGCACCGCAGGCGCUUCUUUAUCGCCAAGGUGAUCCAGUUCUUGCCAAGCUUGAGGCCCUCUCGGCUGCUCUAGGAAAUGCCGUUCCCAAGUUCGACACCCUUUCACCGGCAGCAAUCAACUCUUCUAUUGCCGCAAUCGAGGACACCGAUGUUCGUCACGCCGUUGAAAUUGCGAUGCUCAAGUGUCUUGCUCCUCAGCGCUACGCUAUCUCUGGUCGGUGCGAUCCACUUAGCUAUUCCCAUUACUGGCUGAAUCUGCCUGCCUACACACACUUCACUAACCCUCUUCGCAGGUAUGCUGAUUUGGUUGUGCAGCGCCAGGUUCACGCAGUUCUGGAGGGCAACCGUCCUAAUGCCGAUGAGGAGCCUCGUCUUGCUGGCUUGGCUAGUGAAUUGUCGUUCCGUCUCGACUGUGCCAAGAAUGUGCAAGAUCAAAGUAUCCAUCUCGACCUCAGCCGAAGAAUCUCGGACAUGGCCAAGGACGCAGGCUACAUUUUGCGGACCGGCAUCGUCGUGCAAGUCUACGAAUCUGCAUUUGAUGUGGUUGUGCCCGAACUAAGCAUCGAAAAGCGCAUCCACGGCGAUCAGCUUCCGCUUCUCAAGGCGGAGUUCCACAAAGCAACUCACCGCUUGGAACUAUUCUGGGAACCGGACUGUGAUGCGGCCACUUUUGCUCCUUCAGAGAAUUCGACAAGCCUGACUGCCAAGCCAACUGCCGAGAUCGCUGCUGCAUCAAAGUAUGAUCUGGAAGCUGCAAUCAAGACUCUCAUCACCCGCGUAGAGGGGGGCGCGCAUGUCCAGGAAAUCUGCAUGCUUCAGCGUGUACCCGUUCUUUUACGCGCAGACCAUGCAAUGCACACAUUACCAUCCAUCACAAUGCGCACUAUUAAUCCUUUCUAUAAAGAAAAGUAG
This is a messenger RNA of Wickerhamiella sorbophila, 3393 nucleotides long. RefSeq names its product Virulence protein SSD1. The transcript has a single exon. Gene Ontology annotation, biological process: mRNA catabolic process. NCBI's taxonomy places the organism in Eukaryota, Fungi, Ascomycota, Dipodascomycetes, Dipodascales, Trichomonascaceae. Gene Ontology annotation, cellular component: exosome (RNase complex); P-body. The coding region runs from base 1 to 3393 and encodes 1130 amino acids. The record is from RefSeq and is a predicted model, not a curated record. Gene Ontology annotation, molecular function: 3'-5'-RNA exonuclease activity; RNA binding.